Messenger RNA from Lacerta agilis (Sand lizard), 1644 nucleotides. RefSeq names its product UBX domain protein 11 (gene UBXN11). The record is from RefSeq and is a predicted model, not a curated record. Lineage: Eukaryota; Metazoa; Chordata; Lepidosauria; Squamata; Lacertidae. Gene Ontology annotation, molecular function: ubiquitin binding. The transcript has 15 exons. The coding region runs from base 152 to 1597 and encodes 481 amino acids. Gene Ontology annotation, biological process: proteasome-mediated ubiquitin-dependent protein catabolic process.
GCGCUGAAUCCUGGGAAUUGUAGUCUCCUGACUCUCCCUCCAGGCUCUGGCUUGGAGUCGUUACCUAGGCAACCGAAUGUAAACAAGAUGGCGGCGCCAGCCUGAAGCCUCAAGAUGGGCGGAAUUUAAAACUGUAAAUUCAUGGUAAACGAUGACGUCUCCUCUUUCCUCUCUGGGGAAGAUUCGCAGGAUGCCACUCCAGUUGCAGACACCAGGAAAAAGGACAGCACCUUUCAAAGAGAGCAUUCAGAAUGAGGAUGAAGCUGCAAUGAUGGAUGAAAUCCUGGGGCCCAGAGCUCAGAUUCCAAUCAGCAGGCCUUCAUGCUCAGAUGGAACUGCAGAAAAACCAAUGGCGCUGGGGUCUGCUCCCAACGAUAUGGAGCUGAUGACCUCCAUGAUGCAGAAGAUUGCUUCCUUGGAACAGAGCAUCAAGAGCCAAGCACGGGCAAUAUACCACAAGGAUAAGAAGAUCGAGGAGCUUGAGGCGCAGAUAAAAAUCCUUAAGAAAGGAAAAGAUGAAUCUUCUUGGGUGAGCAGAGCAGAGGAACUGGAAGUGAUAUGCCUUAAGUUGCAGCAUCAGGUCUGGGAAAUGGAGCUGUUUCUGAAUGACUAUGGAUUAAUCUGGGUUGGAGAAGGGACAGACUCUUUGGGAGAAGUGCAGGCACAAAGUGAUGAAAGGAGUGAACUGUCAAAGCGUUACUGGAAACCAGGUGAAUCCAUCGUUUCGGAAACCAAUUUUGAUUUAAUUUUUGCAAAUCUGAAAGACUUAAAUGCUUUGGCUGGGGAAGGCAUGUCCCAAAUCGAGCACACGGCAGGGGGUGCUAGGCUGAAGCAGCUGGACUCAAUCCCCAUUACCUUCUAUCAAAAUGGGAUUGUCAUGUUCAAAGGGCCUUUCCGGUCAUAUGAAGAACCUUCCACACAGCAACUCCUGCGAGAUAUCAUGGACGGUUUCUUCCCUUCUGAGCUGCAGAGACGUUACCCAGAUGGUAUCCCAUUUCAGGUCACCGACAAGAGAGACACCUUCUUUCAGGAGAGGAAGCUGCAGCAUAAAAAUUUUCCGGGCCAGGGCCAUGUCAUUGGCCUUGCCAGACCAAGCGGACUAAAGGAGACAAAUGAGAUACCAGGUCCUAAGCUCACCAUGGAGCAGUUUUUGAAUAAGCUUCCAAAGUCACGGAUUCAAGAUGGGCAAGUGAUCGAUAUCCGAGGAGAAAUUAAAAAAACCCUCCAGGGCUCAGGUGGGAAAAGCCACGAAGUGAUUGUGGUGGAGACCCCCAGCAUUGCAGCAAUGAAGAAGAGGUUGGAAGGGAAUGAAAAGAAGAAGGCCUCCAACCCCAAUGUCACAACUCUUCGGAUAAAGUCAGAGAAUGGGGAGAAGACCUAUAUCAUCAAGAUGCCAUUCACCGAGACCAUCGGAGACCUGCGCCAGCAUCUUGCCCGGAGCAGGGGAGAAGAAAUGGAACCUUAUGAGAUCAUCAGCACUUUUCCUUAUCGAGUGUAUAACAACAACUUCAUGACGCUGGAGGAGUGUGGGCUGGUCCCCAAUGCCUCACUUCGGCUGCAGAAAAGGGCCCCGUCAACCAAAUCAGAAGGGCAAUAAGUGUAAUGGUUUACAGUGGAUGAUUCAUCAGGCUUGGCUGCCACUCA